GAAUACCCAUUACCAGUGCAUCAUAUUUUGCCACCAUGACGCUUGACCAAGUUAGGCAUGUAUUUCGCUCUGACACGGAAGUGCCCAUACCUUUGAUCGAAGAAAGACAUCGGGUGUUGAAUGAAAGUGGAACGGUUCUGUUAGAGAAGUUUGGAGGCUCUUUCCUCACCUGUGUUAAAAUGAGUGGGAAAAGUGCUCAGAAACUACUACGUCUAGUCCUGGAAAAUUUUCCUUCUUACAGAGAUGAAGCUGUAUUUGAGAGGAAAAAGGUGUCUUUCUACAAACGGGCACAAAUACUUGUGGCAGAUACAUGGAGUGUAUUAGAUGGCAAAGGAGAUGGCUUUUUUGAUGACAUUUCUAGUCUGACCAUAUUUGCUGACUACAGAAUUCCUCAAGUUCUUGUUCACUUAAAAGCAAUGAAAUAUUCUGAAGAACUAAUGAAGAAACUGCGUGAAGGAAUGAUGUUCCAGUCUGGAGAUAGAGAGGAGGUGGAGAUCCGCGGCUGUACUAUUUGGUGCUGCGCCUUGAUUUGUAAGCACCUGCUGGAGCUGUAUGAGAAGAAGGGCCAGGACAUGUGUGAGAAGAUCAAUGCGGUUUUACUUGAUUAUCACCUGUGGGACUAUGCCCAGAGCCAUAGGGAAGAGAUGAAAGAUACUCCGUUUCACCGAGUGCGGUGUAUAUAUUACUGA
This is a messenger RNA of Leptosomus discolor (cuckoo roller), 689 nucleotides long. The record is from RefSeq and is a predicted model, not a curated record. Lineage: Eukaryota; Metazoa; Chordata; Aves; Leptosomiformes; Leptosomidae.